Messenger RNA from Nilaparvata lugens (brown planthopper), 2669 nucleotides. RefSeq lists its product as uncharacterized. Gene Ontology annotation, molecular function: deNEDDylase activity; cysteine-type peptidase activity. Gene Ontology annotation, biological process: proteolysis. NCBI's taxonomy places the organism in Eukaryota, Metazoa, Arthropoda, Insecta, Hemiptera, Delphacidae. The transcript is spliced from 2 exons. The record is from RefSeq and is a predicted model, not a curated record. Bases 749 to 2638 code for a protein of 629 amino acids.
GUUUAAAGUAUUUGGUGCUCUGCAAUUUUUCUCGUUUACGUGCUAAUUAGUGGAAAAGUUAUCCUAUAGAGUACAGUGAUUGUAAUUAUUAGGUUGUGAAGUACCUGUUUCGUGAAUCCAAUAUUUUCAAGCGUGGGCUGGGGUGAAAGCGUUUACUUCUGUAAGUGACCGGUACAACGAAGUUUUGACUCCAUUUUGUGUGGUUGGUUUUUGCUUGUUGUUUGUUUACGUGGGAUAAACCGUGAGAUUGAGGCCUUUUAGGGUGGAUUUCAAUCGAGUAUGAUAACGCUGGUUGAAGCCGACUCGAACUGAUUAUCUAUCUCUAUAGAGCUGUCAGAGCUUCAAUCGCGAUCAGCUGUUCUACCACGUCUCAUCACUAUGGCAACGGCUGACGCUUUACUGUGAGCCAGGCAGUACCGUUACCUAUCCCUGCGAACUGCGCAAGUCGGCUAUUUCGGCGGCAGUUUUUGAAAGCUACUUGCGGCUCCUAUUCGUCUUAACGGCGGUGAUGAAAAUCUACGUUACACCUGUCUUAAUUUGAUUCUCUUUUCCUCUUCCUAUAGGCUAUUCCUUUUCUUUUCAGGAGCUUCCUUAUUUCCUGCUUUGACCGCUCUCUUAGCACUUUUUCUUCCCUUAUACUUUCCUUUUACCCUAGUAAUGGAAAUACUGCACUAGACAUCUUUCAUUUUUAAAGCAGGUAACUCUUUAUAAUUUUCAGUCUGGGAUUUAAAUACUUGUUCUAAAGAAAAUGGCAGAUGACAUUAUUAAAUUCAAAACUACAAAGGGCAAACCGGGAAUUAUUUACAAAAGCCAAAAGUACCGUUGUUCUUUCCGCUCAAUUACUACCAAUACUAUCACAUGGAGAUGCCUUUAUAAGGAGUGUUCGGCUUCUAUUAAAACAAAAAUUUCUUGUGAUGGAACUGUGGAGGUAUGUGGUGCGCACAAACAUCAUAAUAAAGACCCAGAUCAUGCUUCGUCACCGCUUCCUUCUCCAAAUAGUUCUCAUGUUAGUGAUGCUACUGAACAAGAAAGUGUAUUAGAUCAAUCGUCUACCUCUGAAAGCCCUGCUCAUGAAUUUAUGGAUGAAAAGUUGCUGCUUCUGGAGGAAGAAAAUAAACGGUUAAAAAGUCGACUUCGGGAGAUGGAGGAGCAGCGGAAUGCUGCCCUGAAUCGGUCCAUUGAGUUGGAUCUCCAACGUUUGCAGCGUAUGGAUGCUGCAAGUGCCAAGGAUACAGAGACUCAAACUGAUGCUGAUACCCACACCGCCAAAGCCCAGGACGGCACAAUGACUAAACGGUUGUCUUCAUUCAUCAGUAGGGAAUGGCUGAGUGAUGACGAUAUAAGUGGUUACACUGAGUCUUUGUUUUCUAGCUAUAAUGACCUAGUUGUGGUGGACCCGGUUGUGGUUGCACUCUUAAUUAACGAUGGUGACUAUGCUCACUCUUUUUUCAAUUCAGAUCUGUAUGUCAACAAGAAUGUUGCUUUCAUACUUAAUGACAAUUAUUGUUCUGUUAAUUCAAAUUCGAGGUGGAACGGCACACAUUGGAGCCUGGUUAUUUAUGAUUAUGUUGACAAAUCCUUCUAUAAUUUUGACUCGCUAUCGAAUUUUAAUAAGCGAACACUGGAUGCACUAGUGGAAAGACUGAAUCCCAUUUUUGAUACAAAAAAGGUGACUCAUAUGACUUGCUUGCAGCAGACAAAUUCAUAUGAUUGUGGAAUUUUUGUUCUCUUCCACCUCGAAAGUUAUGUAAAAUCUAGAACUGAAGAUACGAAUAGCUGCCUUGAUACGAUUAUUAAGUUUAAUAAUUUUGACACUAACAUGUAUAGAUGGCAUGUCUUGGAGAUAAUAUGUAAUUCUUUGAAACCUCAAAAUAGCUACAAUAUGGCACUCCCAAUAAUAUCAGUAAAUGCCUCAGUGCCUUCCAAAAUUAGUAUAACAAACAAAACCCGCCUAGAAACUAGAAACAAUUUUUCACAGACUUUGAGUAGUGAGCCUACUAAGAAGAGGAGGAGUCGGAUAAAUUCAAAGCCUAGUCAACCCAAUAAACAACCUCUUUCUUCCACAACACCCGCAACAAAAAUAUCAGCACCCAAAACAAAAAUCAGACUGUACAUGGAUAGUCAGGGCAGAAAUGUUGUUAAUAAACUAAUUAAUAAAAGUAAUAAUUCUGACAUUAAAAGUAUUCUAAAGCCUGGCGCUAAAUUUCAGGAUGUAACCAAAGAAUCUAUAACUGAUUGUUCUAACCUUGGACCAAGAGAUGUAGCUGUAUUCGUAGCGGGGACAAUUGAUGUGUCUAGGAAUGAAGCCAAGGAAUUCAUAUCAACACUGCGUCGUAGGCUUCAAGAGAUGAGGCAUACAAGAGUUUUUGUCUUUGAUGUCCCCUAUAGAUAUGAUCUUCCUAAAUGGUCUUGUGUGAAUGAAGCUAUUACGUGGACAAAUAAAGAGAUUAAUAAAAUAAGUAAGCAUUUUAAAAAUGUUACAGUUUUUAAGUUGAGUGGGCUUGGAAUCGAGUUUCAUACACGGCAUGGUCUGCACCUGAAUUAUUGGGGUAAAGAAUAUAUUGUCAAGUGUAUUUUAAGUGAGCUGAAUUAUAAUUCAGUUGCUAGCUGUGGGGAGCCUAUAAUACUAAAAAACUAGGAGGGCUGUCCGAUGUUGAAUAUGAUCAAUU